ACGAAACGUGCAUCUGAAAUAGCUAAUUAAAGAAUUAAAUGAAAACCAGAUGACAAAAACUAGUUUCUAUAAUAUACUCAUCUUAUUAUGCCUGUCGCUAGUGAUCUACUACAGUCUUAAUGUGUACUUCAUUAACAAUCUCCAAUCAACAGUGGCGCAAGAUAGAAUUCAGCUCGCUGACCACGAUGUGCUAGAAUAUGCGGUCGAAAGGGGAAAGUCAAUUGCUAACCAAACUGCACAAAGCAAACCACGUUCCGUGCAGAAUGCAAUAAUACGUAAAGUUAAAACAUUAAAACCGGUAUUUCGGAACAAAAAUCCUAAAUAUGUAGGUAUAAAGCAAACCCUUGUGAGCUGUUUUCUUCCGAAGUCGUACAACUUAAGUAAUGUAUGGAGAACGGCCAACUCGUGGCCCAACGUGAAUGAGGUGUUCCCCGUGAAGGAUAAAUCAAUCGGUGCUGUCAUCAACGCUCUCAGCAAGGAGUCUAUUCACAGCAUUAAGAAUUCUCGCCGAGGAACACAGCUGAAACUGGUGUUAGAACUUACCGGUUCGCAGUUUGUGCUAUUCAAGCCGAGCUGGUACACACGCGAAGAUAUCAUCAACGGUACCGUGUACUCCGGCAAGGAUAGACAUAAUUCCGAAAUAAUCAGCUUUCAUCUGGCUGCCAUUUUAAACCUUCGCUACACACCAAUUGUUGCUGGGCGAAGAAUUUCGCUUCGCAAUAACCUACAGUAUGCGGACGAAGCACUUCGUCAGACAAUGCCAGUCAUCAACAAUCAACAAUGUGCCUACGGAUUUUGCCAUUACUGUAACAGCGAUGAAACAGUAUGCGACGAUCCAACGACCGGAACCCUUGAAGGGGCCGUGCUGCUUACCAUUCCGGGGAAAAUAGUCAAAUACAGAUCGCCGUGGCAGCGCACCUACAAGGAUCAGCUGAAAGCCGAAUGGGAAAUGAACGAUAAUUAUUGCGCGCUCAUAAGGAAGAAACUGCAGUUUGAUGUGCUGCUUGAUCUUAUAGAUGCGGCAAUAUUUGAUUUUCUUAUUCAAAACGGGGACAGACAUCACUACGAAACGCGUGAAAAUCGAGUACUGUUGCUCGACAAUGGUAAAGGGUUUGGAAACCCGUUCAUAGACCAUAUCGAUAUCCUUGCACCAUUGUAUCAAUGCUGCAUCAUUCGACGCACAACAUGGGAACGAUUACUGAUAUUCUCUGGAGGCGCACUAACCGAAACGCUUGAAGAAUUGAACAAAUUAGAUCUUCUAUAUCCACUAGUCAUCAACGAACACUACACUGCUCUCGAAAGAAGGUUACUAUACGUUUACAGUACGGUUGAGCUGUGUAGGGAAAAGUUUGGUAAUAAAAUAUUUAAGUAAUUUUAUU
Anopheles maculipalpis is the source of this 1379-nucleotide messenger RNA. RefSeq names its product glycosaminoglycan xylosylkinase homolog. Gene Ontology annotation, cellular component: Golgi apparatus. NCBI's taxonomy places the organism in Eukaryota, Metazoa, Arthropoda, Insecta, Diptera, Culicidae. The record is from RefSeq and is a predicted model, not a curated record. Gene Ontology annotation, molecular function: phosphotransferase activity, alcohol group as acceptor. Gene Ontology annotation, biological process: protein phosphorylation. The transcript is spliced from 4 exons. Bases 50 to 1372 code for a protein of 440 amino acids.